Staurois parvus is the source of this 335-nucleotide messenger RNA. The record is from the annotation of a GenBank genome assembly. Lineage: Eukaryota; Metazoa; Chordata; Amphibia; Anura; Ranidae.
AUGAUUUUGCAUAUCCGGGAGAACCGUUUUGUUUACUAACAGUUUUCCUCCCUGUCAGCUCGGGCACACUGCUUUGGAUGGCUGUGCACAGCACAGCCAUCCAAAGCAGUGUGCUUACAGUGAAGCACACUGAUACAGCCUCCUAGUAAAACACUCCCAGCACACAGUUAACCCUUUGAUUGCCCCUCAUGUUAACCCCUUCCUGCCCAGUGCCAUUAGUACAGUGUCAGUGCUUUUUUUUUUUAGCACUGAUCAUUGUAUUGGUGUCACUGGGGAUGUCAGUGACACCAAGUCAGUUCCCCCCAGUGUCAGAAUGCCCACCGAAGUCCCGCUAU